Falco peregrinus (peregrine falcon) is the source of this 1991-nucleotide messenger RNA. It is a transcript of the gene RMND1, whose product is annotated as required for meiotic nuclear division 1 homolog. The coding region runs from base 146 to 1252 and encodes 368 amino acids. Gene Ontology annotation, biological process: positive regulation of mitochondrial translation. NCBI's taxonomy places the organism in Eukaryota, Metazoa, Chordata, Aves, Falconiformes, Falconidae. The record is from RefSeq and is a predicted model, not a curated record. The transcript has 11 exons.
CGCGCCCGCCGCGCGGCACGGCGACGGGCCGGCGGGCGGGGCCUGGCGGCCCGCGCGCCCUGGCGGAGCUCGGCGGGCGGUGGGCGGGGCCGCGGCUCGCGCGGCGGAGAGCGGCUCGCCCCCUCCCCCAGGUCUGAGGGAAGCUAUGAGACUGAAACUUCUGCACUUUCCAGCUAGAUCUUUCCACACUUUAACAACAGUAUGCCAAUGCCAAACCUUUAAGAAAACUGGACGUCUGCUAUUGAAGCAGAAUAAUGAAGUUGACGGAACAGCUCACAGAACAGCAAAAUCUUGGAAUGUGUAUGCUGUGAGAAGCACUUCCCCUUAUUUGACAAGUCGAUGUGUACAAAUCAAGAAUUGGCAGCUGCUCCAAGGAAAUGGAUCAGCUUUGGGAAAAAAUGUUUAUUAUCAGAGUGGGGAAGGUUUUUUUCCAUCCUGGAAACAUUUUGGUGUGGCCAUAACGGAAAACUACAAGCUCAAUGCAGAGCAUAUUAAAAAAUUUAGCAACAUAUCAUCAAGAUUUUACUCGGUUGUAUCAGCUGGAAAAAUUAUUCCAAAACACAGUAACCAGCCAGUUAAGAGGCCACCAAAGGCACCAAGGACCAAGCAGCCAUCCAGAGCUAACCAGCCACUACCAUCAGACAUGGAGAAUCUGAUGCAGUGCACAGCCUUUGCAACAGCAGAUGAAUAUCAUCUUGGUAAUCUGUGUCAUGACCUGACUUCACAUGGAUAUGUUGAAAUAACAAGUUUGCCUAGAGAUGCUGCAAAUGUUUUGGUGGUUGGUACUGAGCACUCUGCAAAAGGUGAUGAUUCUGGCAUAAUUUUUUUUUUCAGGGAAGGGGCUGUUGUGUUUUGGAAUGUGGAAGAGAAGAGUAUGAAGAAUAUCAUGCAAGUACUAGAACAGCAUGAAAUCCAGCCGUACGAAGUUGCACUAGUCUACUGGGAGAAUGAAGAGAUGAACUAUAGAAUAGGAGAAGGUCAGUCAAAGCUUCAUAAAGGAGAAAUCUUAUUAAAUUCUGAGCUGGAUAGUGAUGAAGUUGUUCUGCAGAAAUUUGCCUUUUCAAAUGCCCUUUGCCUUUCUGUAAAGCUGGCUAUUUGGGAAUCAUUGUUGGAUAACUUCGUGGAAUCUAUCCAGUCAAUUCCCGAGAUACUAAAGUCACGAAGGAAGGUAAAACUGUCUCAUGCAGAUGUAAUGCAGAAAAUUGGAGAACUCUUCGCAUUAAGGUCCAGGAACACAUCUCAUCGCCAGUAAUUACAGUAGAUACUGGAGUAUGCAAAGGAUACCAGGAGGAAGGACAGGGGUAGGCAGAACUGUUAACUACAGACUAGAGUUAGUAAAGCUUUUCUGUGAGUUCUGUUCUUCCCUUAACUUGGUCAGAAACCACUGCUACAUUGUAAAAAUUUAUUGGGGGUUUUUCCCCUCUCAAGUGAAGUUUGGCCAUUGAGAACACAGAGCAUUAUAAACUUUUUCACAAAACUCAAAAAUCAGUGAAGAGGUAAAUUUAAAAAGUGAUUACUGUUUUAAACACUGGAUUUUAUAUCCUUAUUUGAAAGACUGUUCUGUAAUGAACAGUGAUGUUCUAAGUGUCCAAAGAUUUAUGUGAGCAGUAGGUUGCAAGUGGGAGAUUUUAGGUCUUAGCCUUUAUAAUGUUGAAACUUUAGCCUGGUCCUGGAAGGUGUGCUGUGCUUACAUACCCAGCAUGCAGUACUAGUCACACUUGGGAGUUCUGAGAUACAGUCAAGUUGUUAAGGAGCUCCCCAGCAACUUUCAUUCGGGUACCACUUCAGCUUCAGUGAGUUACUAGCAUAGUCAAGGACGAACUGCAGAAGCCAAGGAAGGUGAGGAGUUGAGGAGGCAACACUGCCACAGACACCGUAUAAAUCUGAGUUCAGAUCUGCUAAUAACUCCUGAUUUCUACUGGGAUAGAGAAAAAUUGGAAGAGCUCUAUGACAAGACUUGUCAGUUCCUCAACAUUAAUCGCAGAGUUAAG